Osmia bicornis bicornis is the source of this 1086-nucleotide messenger RNA. It is a transcript of the gene Vha26, whose product is annotated as V-type proton ATPase subunit E. Bases 142 to 822 code for a protein of 226 amino acids. The transcript has 5 exons. Gene Ontology annotation, biological process: proton transmembrane transport. The record is from RefSeq and is a predicted model, not a curated record. Lineage: Eukaryota; Metazoa; Arthropoda; Insecta; Hymenoptera; Megachilidae. Gene Ontology annotation, molecular function: proton-transporting ATPase activity, rotational mechanism. Gene Ontology annotation, cellular component: proton-transporting two-sector ATPase complex, catalytic domain.
UCUUGUGUCAUAUGAUCAUCAUUAACCGAAGACACUUUUGUCAGUAGGCGUUGACUCCUCCAAAAAUUCGAUUCAAAAUUAGUAUAUUGAAAAAGUAACUGCCAGUAUUAAAAGGAAACCAGUAAAUCUUUAAGCUUCAAUAUGGCACUAAGCGAUGCAGAUGUACAAAAACAGAUUAAACAUAUGAUGGCUUUCAUUGAGCAAGAAGCCAAUGAAAAAGCAGAAGAAAUUGAUGCUAAAGCAGAGGAAGAAUUUAAUAUUGAGAAAGGUCGUUUAGUUCAACAACAGAGACUUAAGAUUAUGGAAUACUAUGAAAAAAAAGAGAAACAGGUGGAACUUCAAAAGAAAAUUCAAUCAUCAAAUAUGUUAAAUCAAGCUCGUUUGAGAGUACUGAAAGUUAGAGAAGAUCAUGUGCGGAAUGUACUUGAUGAAGCUAGGAAAAGAUUAAGCGAAAUAUCACAGGAUGUUCCUCAAUAUAAAGAAAUUAUGAAAUUGUUGGUUCUACAAGGUCUAUGUCAGUUGACAGAAGCUCAUAUUACUAUUCGUGUACGUCAAGUAGAUCUUUCCUUAGUAGACUCCAUUAUUGAGCCUAUUCAAGAUGCCUAUAAACAAAUAACAAGAAAAGAUGUUGCAAUUAAAAUUGAUCAAGACAACUUUCUUUCUCCCGAUAGCUGUGGUGGUGUUGAUUUAUAUGCAGCAAAAGGGCGUAUAAAGGUCAGCAAUACUUUGGAAACAAGAUUAGAAUUAAUAGCACAGAAAUUGAUACCAGAGAUACGUUCAGCUCUCUUUGGAUCCAAUCCCAACCGUAAAUUCACUGAUUAAAAAAAAAGAACCUUUCACGUUUUCUCCUCUUUUCAUUCUGUUCUCUUUCCUAAUAAACAUUCCCUUCUUUAGAAUGCUAAAAAGAAUAACAGUUUGUUGUGUAGAAUAUAGAAUCUGUUGUAAAAAUUGUUGAAAAGAGAGAAAGUGAAAUUGUAAAAUAUAUCUAUAUACACUUAUAUGUAUAUACUUACUUACGCUCGUGCGCGAGCACACAUAACACAAAUCCAAUAUACAUAUGGCUAUAAAGUAUUUUAUGUGAAGAAA